Vanessa tameamea is the source of this 827-nucleotide messenger RNA. Its product is annotated as rhythmically expressed gene 2 protein-like. The coding region runs from base 90 to 821 and encodes 243 amino acids. Gene Ontology annotation, cellular component: nucleus. The record is from RefSeq and is a predicted model, not a curated record. NCBI's taxonomy places the organism in Eukaryota, Metazoa, Arthropoda, Insecta, Lepidoptera, Nymphalidae. The transcript has a single exon.
UUAGAUAGACGAACUUCCCAGCAUGGUAAACUGAAUCUAUCUAAGAAUAUCGUAUAAAAGUUUUCCAAAAUAUAUAUAAAUUUAAAAAAAUGCGAUUACCUGGUAUUAAAUUAGUAACAUUUGAUGUAACAAAUACAUUAUUAAAGUUUCACAAACCUCCUUGGGAACAUUAUGCUGCAGUUGCACAUAAAUUUGGUUUUAAAGGUAAUGGAAUAAGCAUUAAAAACAAAUUGUUAGAUAACUAUAAACAUAUGACUAAACAACAUCCUAAUUUCGGGAAAGAUACUAUUUCUUGGGAGCGAUGGUGGGGAAAAGUUAUUGAAAUGACCUUUCAAGGAGAUAUUUCUGUUGCUAAUAUAGAUAUGAUUUCCAAAAAACUCAUUGAAGAUUACAAAACUCCAAUUUGUUGGCAGAUAUCAGAAGGAAGUGAAGAUUUAAUAAAAAUAUUGAAACAAUCUAAUAUUACAAUUGGAGUAAUAUCAAAUUUUGAUCCACGCCUUCAUGAAAUCCUUUUCAAUUUGAACUUAAAUAAGUAUUUUGAAUUUGUAAUAACUUCAUAUGAGGUUGGAAUUAGUAAGCCAGAUAAAAAAAUAUUUCAAAUUGCUCAAGGAAAAUGUAAAAAAGAUAUUGACUCAACGCAAUGUCUUCAUAUUGGAGAUGACAUUACUAAUGAUUAUAUUGGUGCUACAGAAGCGGGAUGGAAUGCUUUACUUAUAACAAACAGUAUUAAACAUAUAGAAUCACAAGUAUUGGACAAAACAUUUUUAAAUUUAAAAGAGUUGUGUGAAAAAUUAGAAAAUAAUGAACUAUGCUUAAGAUAAUUAAGA